Molecule: messenger RNA, 2147 nt
Organism: Ziziphus jujuba (common jujube)
Lineage: Eukaryota; Viridiplantae; Streptophyta; Magnoliopsida; Rosales; Rhamnaceae
Product: aluminum-activated malate transporter 9
Exons: 6
Coding region: 246-1895 (549 amino acids)
Biological process (GO): malate transport
Cellular component (GO): plant-type vacuole membrane
Source: RefSeq, a predicted model, not a curated record
AAAAUUAAAAAUAAAAACUCCAAAACCCAUUUUCUUUAAAUGAGUUUUUUUCUUCUCACACAUUUCCCACCACAAAAAUCAAUUUGCUUUGCUAGCUAGGUCCACUAUUUCUCUGCUACACCUAGCUUCUCUUGCUUCAAUAUAUAGCUUCCAUUGUUGUAGAGAAAAAUAAGCACUUUUGGCUCAAAGCACAAUAAGAUUAAAAGGCUAAAAGAGGGCUUAUACCACUACUGAAGUAUUGGAGAAUGAAUGGCAAAAAGGAAAGCAUUGAGAUUAACAUUCCUUCAGUUACGAAAAGCUCGAAGCAACCAGAAACUGGCAAGAAAUCUGCAGGCCAGCUGAUGAGGAUGAGCUGCUCAUAUUUCAAAACUUGGUUAUGGAAAGUGUGGGAAUUUUGCAAAGAAGAUGGCAGUAGAGUCAAAUUCUCACUUAAGGCUGGACUGGCUGUGCUUCUUGUAUCUUUGCUUAUACUAUUCCAAGCACCUUAUGAAGUGUUUGGAAUCAAUAUUAUUUGGUCCAUCCUCACUGUUGCCAUCAUGUUUGAAUAUACAGUCGGGUCCACAUUUAACAGAGGAUUUAACAGAGCACUUGGAAGUUUACUUGCUGGAAUCUUAGCCAUUGGUGUUGCUCAGUUGGCUCUGUGCAGCGGCCAAGUAGCUGAACCUAUCAUCAUAGGCAUUAGCAUCUUUUUUGUCGGAACUGUUACAUCAUUCUUGAAACAGUGGCCAUCUCUGGUUCCCUACGAGUAUGGCUUCAGGGUUAUUCUGUUUACAUAUUGUUUGAUCAUAGUUUCUGGUUAUCGGAUGGGAAACCCAAUUAGGACUUCCAUGAACCGUCUCUAUUCCAUCGCCAUUGGAGGGUUUGUAGCUGUCUUUGUGAAUGUACUUGUUUUUCCCAUAUGGGCUGGAGAAAAGUUGCAUAAGGAGCUAGUUAAUAGCUUUGACUCAGUGGCUGACUCGCUUGAAGAAUGUGUUGGGAAAUUUUUGAAAGAUGAUGGAUCAGAACAUCCAGAAUUCUCCACAACUGUCAUGGAUGAGUUUCCAGAUGAACCUGCUUAUAAGAAAUGCAAAGCUACAUUGAACUCCUCAGCAAGACUGGAGUCUUUGGCUAGUUCAGCAAAAUGGGAGCCACCGCACGGCAGGUUUUGCCAUUUUUUCUAUCCUUGGUCUGAAUAUGUUAAAGUUGGAGCUGUUCUAAGAUAUUGUGCUUAUGAGGUUAUGGCCCUUCAUGGUGUUUUACACUCUGAAAUUCAGGCACCAUACAAUCUUCGAGUUGCAUUCCAGUCGGAGAUUCAAGAUGCAACAAACCAGGCUGCAGAAUUAGUGAGGAGCUUAGGCAAAGACAUAUCAAACAUGAAAAGAACACUCAAGACCUCCCUGCUAAAGAGGGUUCACAGCUCAGCUGAGAGACUCCAACGUGCCAUAGACAUGCACUCGUAUCUCCUCACCGCCUGUUCUGAGCCACCGGACAACUCUUCCAAACCUCUCCUAAAGCAGCUCUCACACACCCUAUCAUUAACUCCCAAUGAGAUUCCAGACCAACUUGCUGAUCUUGAUGGCGAUGGGUUAGUGAAAAACUUGAACCAACAAUCCCAAAAUAUAGAAUCUGGGACUCCACUCCCAGCUGCUGCACCGGCAGAGUCAUACCAUGAGCAAAUGAGAAAACAAUCGAGAAGGCUGCAUUCUUGGCCAUCAAGAGAGGUAUCUGCGUUCGAAGAAGAGGGUCCUUCGAAUAUGGACUUAUUGCCCAGGAUGAAAGCAUUAGAGACCACUGCAGCAUUGUCAUUGGCAACUUUCACUUCUUUGCUUAUUGAAUUUGUGGCCAGGCUUGAUCACUUGGUUGACGCAGUGGAUCAGCUUUCUAGGUUGGCUAAGUUCAAAUAUGUGGGGUUAUAGAAAGGAAACAAGGAAGGAAUAUAGAGAUCAACAAUACAGUCUUUAAUAUCCAAAUCAUAACCUAAAAGUAAUUAUUUAUUAAACAACAUAUAUACAUAUAUAUAUAUAUAUAUAUAUUAUACACACACACAAAAUAAGAGCAACAAGAGAAUGUGGGGUUUGUAUAAAUCGUUUUGUUAUCACUUGGAGAUAAAAAGCAAGUUCUUAUAACCAAACCAAAGUCUACAUAUAUAUAUAUAUUUCUUUAUUCUA